This is a messenger RNA of Lathyrus sativus (Indian pea), 894 nucleotides long. The record is from the annotation of a GenBank genome assembly. Lineage: Eukaryota; Viridiplantae; Streptophyta; Magnoliopsida; Fabales; Fabaceae.
AUGAUUGAAAUUCCAAAAGAAGCCAAAUUUCCAUUAAAACAAGAAGUUUUUCCAUCAAAGGAUUCAACUACUCCGUCAUCAUCAUCAUCAACAUCACAAUGGUUAAAGCUAAAGGAUCCAAGAAUUGUGAGAGUAUCAAGAGCCUUUGGAACAAAAGAUAGACACAGCAAAGUAUACACAAUAAAAGGGCUAAGAGAUAGAAGGGUAAGACUUUCAAUUCAAACAGCAAUUCAUCUUUAUGAUCUUCAAGAUAGAUUAGGGUUAAGUCAACCUAGCAAAGUUGUUGAUUGGUUGCUUAAUAUAGCUAAAGAUGAAAUUGAUGAACUUCCUCCACUUCCAAUACCUCAAGAAAAUUUCACCCUAGGUUAUCCAUCUUUUGCUAGUACUAUUUCUAAUACUUCUGUUUGGAAAUCAAAUUCAAGACAAGGGUUAGGAGAAAUUGUUACCAACAAAGAAAGUUGGAUAAAUAGAAGCAAAAAGGAAAAACAGAAAAAAGUCGAGACUGAUCAUUAUGAUUGCGCGCAAUAUAUUUUGCAUGAUAAUCUCUUAUCAGAUUUAGCAUCUGACCAUACUUCAAAUAUGAUUACUUCUUACGGAAGAAAUCCACGAACAAAUCAACCUUCUUUCUUAGAAUUAUUGAAUCCUAUGCCUUUUGGUUACCAAUUGGAGCCUUCAUGUAAUCAUGUUGCUCAUGAGUUAUCAAAUUUUGGAUUUGUUAACCAAAUUAAAGAUAUAGAUGGAAUUAAUGUUGUACCUUUUCCAUCAUCAUUGUCUUUGUCUACACAACAAUAUUUACCUUCACAUGUUGGUGCAAUGGAGAUGGAUACAAGACAAAUCAAUUACAACUAUGAUCAAAUGAUGAAUCCAAGUUCUCUCAAUGCAACUCAACAAUGA